This is a messenger RNA of Pantherophis guttatus, 3421 nucleotides long. It is a transcript of the gene ACTR1B, whose product is annotated as actin related protein 1B. NCBI's taxonomy places the organism in Eukaryota, Metazoa, Chordata, Lepidosauria, Squamata, Colubridae. The record is from RefSeq and is a predicted model, not a curated record.
GGUUGGGUGGUGUUUCCCUGGGCCCGGCGGCGGAGCUCCAGCGGGUGAGGCAGGCGGGCGGUCCAGAGUCGUCGCUCGGCCAGGCAGGCCCAGCGGCCCCCGGCCAUGGAGUCCUACGAUAUCAUCGCCAACCAGCCCGUGGUCAUUGACAAUGGUUCAGGAGUAGUUAAAGCUGGCUUUGCUGGAGAUCAGAUUCCAAAAUACUGCUUCCCAAACUAUGUGGGCCGCCCGAAGCAUGUCCGUGUUAUGGCUGGAGCGCUUGAAGGAGAUCUCUUCAUUGGACCGAAAGCAGAGGAACACCGAGGUUUGUUAUCCAUCCGGUACCCCAUGGAGCACGGCAUUGUCCGGGACUGGAACGACAUGGAGAGAAUCUGGCAGUACGUUUAUUCCAAAGACCAGCUGCAGACAUUUUCAGAAGAGCAUCCUGUUCUCUUGACGGAAGCCCCCCUAAACCCCAGCAAAAACCGUGAGAAGGCUGCAGAAGUUUUCUUUGAGACUUUCAACGUCCCUGCGCUCUUCAUCUCCAUGCAAGCUGUCCUCAGUCUUUAUGCCACAGGCCGCACCACGGGAGUCGUGCUCGAUGCUGGCGAUGGCGUGACGCACGCGGUGCCCAUCUAUGAGGGCUUUGCCAUGCCUCACUCCAUUAUGCGGGUCGACAUUGCCGGGAGGGAUGUGUCCCGUUACCUCCGCUUGCUGCUACGGAAAGAGGGCUACGACUUCCACACCUCGGCCGAGUUUGAAGUGGUCAAGACAAUAAAAGAGAGAGCUUGCUACCUAUCCAUCAACCCUCAGAAGGAUGAAGCCUUAGAGACAGAGAAGGUGCAGUACACGCUGCCCGACGGAAGCACUUUAGAUAUUGGUCCAUCCCGAUUCCGAGCUCCUGAGCUGCUUUUCCAACCGGACCUAAUAGGAGACGAAAGCGAAGGGAUCCAUGAAGUGUUGGUGUUCGCCAUCCAGAAAUCUGACAUGGACCUGAGGCGAACGCUGUUUGGGAACAUUGUCCUGUCUGGAGGAUCUACACUCUUUAAAGGUUUCGGGGACCGAUUGCUCAACGAAGUGAAGAAACUCGCUCCAAAAGACGUCAAGAUCAAGAUUUCGGCUCCUCAGGAGAGAUUAUACUCAACGUGGAUUGGGGGCUCCAUCCUGGCCUCGCUGGACACGUUCAAGAAGAUGUGGGUCUCCAAGAAGGAAUACGAGGAGGACGGCUCGAGGGCCAUUCAUCGAAAGACAUUCUAGGACAGGGGCCGGGGGUGGCAGCAGCAGGAAGCAGCAGCAGCUGGGGUCUUGUCUCUUCUCUCGUAAUCCUUUCUUGUCCAGGGCUGCUCCCUCCCUCCCUCUCCUUCCUUCCUUCCUUCCUUCCUUCCUUCCUUCCUUCCUUCCUUCCCCUUUUCCUUCCUAUCUUCCUUCCCUUCCCUUCCUAUCCCCCCCCCACUUCCCUCUCUUAGUACCCCUAAAUGCAUGUUGCUAGCAGGCACCUCCCUGGGAGGAGGUGUUGCUCUUUCGAGGCCUUGUUUGGGGGGUGGGGGUGGGAGGGUCCUCGCCCCUUGACCUGGGAGGGACUUUUGAAGCCCCUUCCCACCUCCCGAUUCCCCUCCCGAGCAACCCUUUUGCUUUGCCCCAGUGCUUACCUUGGGCUCCAGGCAAGGAGGAAGGCUGCCCUCUUGGCAAGGAAGGGACCCUGACCUCCACCUUCCUAGCCAUCCGCACAUUCGACGCCUCUCGGGGGGAACCAGGAGUGUCCAUGCCUCCGGUCACCAAAAAAAGUCAGAAAGCUCUUAGGGAAGAUGGCAUCUUAACAGCUGCUGCCCUGCUUGCCACCUUUUGUCAACCUUACCAAGGGCCCCUUGAUCUCUGGGGGGAAAAGGGACAUCAAAAACGUUCUUCAGCCUGCCCUCUAAAAAAAUAUCUUCGGUCCACUCAUCAACCAAGGGGCCUCUGAGAGCAGAGCAAUGGUGGCCUCGACAUAAGCCCAGCUUCUUCCCUCUCGGAAGCCCCUUCCCCCAGUCCAGCCCCCAUCCUGACAUUUAAGGAAUAGGAGACUCAGAGGUCCAGAGGGAUGUCUGAACGCCCCUUGGAGAAUAGGACACGGACUGAGAGUCACGGACUUUCCUCCGGUGUGUCUCCUCUCGGGAAUUUGGGAUCAGCUCCAGGGAUGGCAUAAGCCAAGUUGGAGAUGGCAUAAGCCAAGCCAGAGAGGAGGCAGGCAGCUUCCCCAUCCCCCUUCCCUGUCCUUCUAAAAUAAGUAGUGGGAAAAGAAUACGGAGAACCAAAUCUCGGUCUGGUUCAGCUAAAUAGGAGGUGGGAAAGGGCUGACUUGCAGCGUUGCGUAGGCUAUGGGAGCGGAAGCAUCCCAUCCUUGGGGGAUCUUUAGGAGUCUCCCCUGAGCUGGAGAUGUGGGGAGAGGAGUUGAGGUGGCUGCUGGGAGGAAGAGGAGGAGGAGGUAGGAGGAACCUGGAACAUUUUAAGACUGACCUAAGAAAUAAGACAAACCUAUCCUGAGCGCAUUCUACACAAUAUUGUCGUUUUUAGUUGUUUUUUUUUCCCCACCCCAUGUCUGGUUUGGCUCUUAAUACCUUGAUACGUGCUACCCCCCCAACUUCUCCCAACUCUUGUGGCUGUGCAUUGCAAAUGGCCGUGCCUCUCUUUGGAGGGGAGGAGGGGAGUAGCCUUCAUCUGUGUGUAUGAAAGCUGCCAGCUCUGGAUCCCAUCCCUGCCUCCCGGACCAGCUUUCCCAAACUUUCCAACUGUGUUGAGUUUCAAUUCAACCCCCCCCUCUGCGCCAACCCGCCAGGCCUCAGCUGAACAGCCUAAGAGUUGCUCCCCAGGCUUUGCAGGACAAACCCUGUCUCCCCCUCCCCAUCCGCUCUGCGCGGUGACCCCUUUGCUUACUGCCUUUUCGGGGAGCUGGCUAGCGUCGAGAGUCCAGAAUUCAAACGGUUUUACUUAAAAGAUAGACCAGUUGAAAGCCUGUCUGGUUUUGCUAGCUGGGGGUGGGUGGGUGUUGGUGAAAGGGGAGGGGGGGGGCAGGUUUCCAAUAAUUAUCCCAACUGCCCAGCAGCUAAGAAGACGAGCUCUCCCCUCUUCACUUCGGCUGUGUUGCAGAUCAUGGCCUGGGAAUAGCAUUCAGCGUUUUUAAUGUGUACGCAAAUGAAUUUAUUUAAAAGAAACACAUUCUCUGUUCCCUUAAAAUGUGUACCUACGUUUGUCGGCUUCUCCAUGUUGCUCCUCUACAAUAACUAAACCAAAUUGGAGGCAGAAGUGCCCCUCUACUUUCCCCCUCUCCACCCCCUCCCCCACCCCCCAUCCUUUCCCCAUGAGAUCCCCCUGUCUGGGCUGCAAUGUACAAUAAUUUAACACAGUUGCCUGUAUUUUUAUUUUGUAAAUUCAUUAUACUAAUAAUUAUAAAUUAACCGCCAGUGGC